AAGUCAGACGUAGGCACAGAGGCCCCUGCCAGGUCCUCCCAGGACAGAGCUGGGGGAGCAAGCUGGAGAGGAAGCUGCUUCCCUAGGACGCUCACGUCUGGGGCCAGAAGCCAGAAGCCAGGAUCCAGCAGCCUUCCACAGGUAACAUCUGUGCUGUGCCUGGAGGCACAGGAGAGACUGUGCCCGACUCAGUCUCUGGGCAGAGGAUUGCGAUAGCGCGCUCCUACUGACACUGUGCAGGGUUUCCACGAGCGAGCGCACUGCUGAGCAGUCUUCCCCAGUGGCCUCUGGGGGGUGGUGGAGAAUCAAUAGGGCCUUUGUGCUGGGUAGCUUCCCAGCGAGAAACACUGGUGAAUGAGUCGCACGACCAAACGACCUGGCCCCGCCCUGCCAUCUGAGGAUGUGAUAGGGCAGCAGGGUUUGGAAGCGUAGGGUCAGGGCCAGGGUGGGGGUGGUUCUUUGCACUCCUUAAACUGACUUUGGGUGUCCUCAGGUCAGCCAUCUCGCGUGUCCCCCGCUGUCAGCAUUAGUGAGGCCCCCUUCUGGCCGGCAGCACCUUGGGAAGGCAAUGAGAGCCUUGAGGGAAGAACCAGAGCAGGCUGAUAGCGUGAGGCCAGCAGGAUGGCUCAGUAGGGGAAGCUAGCGCCCAGGCAGCUUGGACAAAGCGGAGGGAGAGUCCUGAAGGCGCUGGCCCAGAUCCUGGAGAAGGGACCAAGCAUUUGGAGUAGGCUGGGAGAAGGGGGCGAGCCCACCUAGUGCCAGUGUCAAGGGGAGAGUGCACAGGAGCGGGAUUCAGGAUCUGGGACCGCAUUUGUGACCAACAGGGCCUUUGGGUUGCGCAGGUGUUGUUCUAGUUCUAAUAGUAACUGUGGCGCUAAUAGGUGUGUUGGGCCCCGACUGAGGUGGGUGGGGCAGUCUAUGUCCUCGGUUAUCCGCGACCCGAAUCUUAAAAUGUGACCCCUGCAGACCCUGUGCUCCAUCCCAUCCCCAACCCUAGCCUGCCGUCCUUUCUUGUUCCCGCUCAAUCACAGGCCUUGCGCGCUGGGAGACUGGGCGCGGCAGGUGGUUGCAGCAUCACCCCGCUCCAGACCCUCUUCUCCAGCCCAGCUCCGUUCAGCCCUCCCAGAGGAGACGCCCUGCGGUAUUUGGAGCCUCAUUCCCCUCACCCCACUGCAUGUGGCUCUUGGAGAAAGUAGGCUACAGGGCGGAGCCGGGGACUGGCUGGGCGCGCUGCAGGCUGCUCCCGGAGAGACGCGCCCCGAGCCUGCGCGCCCGCGCCUGCCCCAACGUGCUCACCCCGGACCGCAUCCCGCGGUUCUGCAUCCCGCCGCGACUCGCAGACCCGAGCGGCACCGACCCCCACGCCGCGCGCGGCGUCCCCGCGGCCUGCUCGCUGCCGCACCUGGCGGGCCGUGAGGGCUGGGCCUUCCUGCCCGAGAGUCCGCACACGCGCCGCCGCGAGUCCCUGUUCCACGCGCCGCCGCCCGGCCUGGCCGCGGGGCUGCCCCCGGAGCCGUCUCGGCUGCACGUCUCGGCCCCGGACCUGCGCCUCUGCCUCGUCCCGGACAGCGACACGGCCUCGUCGUCCGACUCGUCGCCCUUCAGCUCCCCGCGGCCGGGCGCGGGCGUGGAUGAGGACGCGGGCCGGGCCGGGCGCGGGCCGCUCUCGCGGUCCCUCGAGGGGGCGCGCUCCGCUGACUGCAGCGCCAACCCCAUCUUCAACCAGGACUUCUUCUUCGAAGGGCUGGGCCCGCCCGACUUGGCCGCCCGCAGCCUGAGGGCCAAGGUGCUGGACAGGGGCGCGGGGCUGCGCAGGGACGUGCUGCUGGGGGAAUGCGAGACGCCCCUCAUUGCCCUGCUGCCACCGUUGAGUGUAGGGCUGAGCCCAGGGUCCUUCCUUGCACCCACGCAUCUCAGCCUGUAGCUCAAGACAACUUGCUCCGGAGGUCACCGCUCUCCCCGCAGUUCUCUUUCUCUCCAGCCAUCUGUCGUCUGCUGUGUGUGUGUUUGCUAAUAAAAUGCCGAUCUCGCCCCUUGUUGGCACCCUACACUGGCGUUUGCAGCCUUUGCGUUCCUUCUGGACAGGCCACACACCGGACAAAAACACUCGUUCUGGUUGUCUGGGUUGUGGGUUGGAAUA
Messenger RNA from Octodon degus (degu), 2140 nucleotides. RefSeq names its product C2 calcium dependent domain containing 4D (gene C2cd4d). NCBI's taxonomy places the organism in Eukaryota, Metazoa, Chordata, Mammalia, Rodentia, Octodontidae. The transcript is spliced from 2 exons. The record is from RefSeq and is a predicted model, not a curated record. Bases 1175 to 1924 code for a protein of 249 amino acids.